AUGAACAGCACUUCUUCUUACACCUCGUCAACUGAUAGUGAAGAGAUAGAUAGUAGCACCAUUGAAAACUCUUCAAGCAGCCAGAGAAGCAUUAGCAAGAAUUCUGGCGCAGGUCAUAGCACAAGUUGGAGAAGCAUGUAUGGUUCUAGUGUUGUUUCUUCACCAGAUAAGUCCUCCAUAGAAAGUCCUUUGGAAAGAACUGGCAUCAUACGCAGGUUUUCUACUUCAAUGGUGCCUUCAAAGACAGCAAUGCUAAGCACUAAACUGGAUCGUACAUCUAGCAGGAAAAAUGUGCCAGUGCUGAAGGAUUUUACUGAAACUACGGAGAUGCCAAAUCUUACAAAAGUAAGGAGAGUUUCUUUCAAUGAUUCAGUAGAAACAGUUCCAUCAGCGAAGAUAGUUUUAACAAAAUCAGUUGAAGGAGUACCGGAUAACAAGGAAAUUGUUACUUUGGUCACUGGGCACAGAUCAAGAAUGAAGGCAGGCCUGCAGGUUCAAUCUGCAUUGGCUGGAGAGAAACAUGAAUUUCCAUCAUCUGAGAUCUCUCUGGCAAAGCCAGACCAAUCGAGUGAUUCAAAUAGGAGAUCUGUUGACGAGGAUGAUAUUGAUGCACGAAAAGUUAGCAGGAUUGUAAAUGCUCUUCCAGAGGGGGAACUGCAUUCAAGCAUUUCCAAUGCCGUUUCUAAUGAAAAUAAGAUGGAUACUCUCACAAAACCUCCUAUGUUUGCUGUUUUCUUUUUUAUAUUUGUAUUACUUCUCUAUAUCUUACAUCUUUCUGCCAGGAUAUACUAG
Durio zibethinus is the source of this 792-nucleotide messenger RNA. The record is from RefSeq and is a predicted model, not a curated record. Lineage: Eukaryota; Viridiplantae; Streptophyta; Magnoliopsida; Malvales; Malvaceae.